Messenger RNA from Sycon ciliatum, 2438 nucleotides. RefSeq lists its product as uncharacterized. NCBI's taxonomy places the organism in Eukaryota, Metazoa, Porifera, Calcarea, Leucosolenida, Sycettidae. The record is from RefSeq and is a predicted model, not a curated record. Bases 177 to 1424 code for a protein of 415 amino acids. The transcript has 6 exons.
AACGACUUCAGUUUCAUAAAGCCGGGCAAGAAAAACCUCCUUAGAAGAGAAUUUCAACUUGUGUAUUUGGUCAGGUGAUAAGAGGCUGCCAACCCCCAAAGCAAGUUUCAGCAAGCCAAACUGAUCUGACAGGAGCUAAACUUUCUGAUUUCAGAUAAGCGUACGGGAUUGCUGCAAUGGCGCUUCUGUUUCAAUGUUCUUGCUCCGUAAGAGGUAGCGUCGGUGCAUUUCUGCUGAUUCUGGUCGCAUUCGUCAGUUCUGGACAUGCUCUCAAUCUGCAGCUUUUUCUCGAUCAAGCCGACUUGAUUGGUGCAGGCACGGUCAGCGCAACGUGUAUCGAUGUGGAUGGCAGCCCUAAUAAUCUGCCUAUCUCCUGGUCGUUCGCGGAUGAUUCGGCGGUCCUACCUGAGGGAACGAACUUCUACUUCAUUGGCCAGAAUACGGAAACGAUUGUCCUGCACGUCGCCAGGGCAGUCAUGCCUGACGAUAGCCUCUUUAACAUCCGUGCGGUUAUCCAUUUCAGGUGCGCUACGCAGGGAUCCACGAGCGACGACGCUACUGUAACGCUGUACAAUGAUUUGUGUCUAGAGGAGUACUUCUACUGCUUUCGCCGCUUCAACUAUGCCCUGGGCUCAGCGACAUGCAGAAGCGGACUGUCCACUGUUUCGAUCUCUGGCACACCCGUCACUUCGGCCCAGUACAACUGCACGUGCCUGUCCGGCAAUGCUGGCGCUCCCUGCAGAAGCGUGCGCGACUGCGUCGCGAAUGCGGCCACCCCAAGAGAUAGGCUUCUUCAGUGCACAGAACUCUACCCAGAACGACUCACUGUGACGCCUUCCAGGGUGGAUGUCUUCACUGGCUCCAGCGUCACCUUCAACUGUACCAGCGUAUUGCCCAUCACAUCAGCAGGGGUGAAUUGGACUGUCCCGCCACAAUUGCCCAUGGACAGCUUGCGCUUCUCAGCACAAGGAGGCAACACGCUCACCAUCGACCCUAUCACCGCGAAUGUCAGUCCUGAUACGUUCGUUUCAACUACCUUUACUGUAACGUGCUCUGCGACCGUCCUUGGUGGCAUACAACGGGCCAACGCCGUACUCGAUGUUCGUGACUUCUGCACACAGCCAGACGCGUGCCUGCAGUCAACUCUGUAUCCCCCCGGUAGUGCCGAGUGUGUGUCCUCACCCUUCACUGCUCCUCACUGCGAUUGCGUGGCUGGCGCUGCCGGUCAGGACUGCAGAGGGCUGGAGAACUGUUCGAAUGUGUCCACUUCAGCUACGUUUUUUGACUGUGCCCGUGGGAUCGGCUGCACACUGAAUAACGGAGGCAAUAGCGCAAGUCAGUACUUCAAUUGCAAUUCUGGAAACGCCAUCCUGCCAAGCCUCAGCAUGUUAGCAGUCCUGGCGCUAAGCACUUUGUUCAUGUAGUACGACUGCACUCCAGUUGCUUAUCCUACAUGUACCGCCGCUGUCGCGCAGGGGACAACUCUUGCAGCACACAUGUACAUGUACAUGUACAUAAUAAUAAUAACAAUAAUAAUAGUUACAGUUCGCAUGUCACUCUUGGAAGGAUCCAUGGGCUUAACGCAUCUGUCAACGAAAUGCAGGCAGAAGAGCCAACAAAAAGCAUCUCAUUAUUGUUAGAACGUAUCGCAGUAAGAACAACUACGCAAGCGCAGCACAUUUUUCCGUAGCCACCCGUGCACGCCAACGGCUUGGGGUCCUAAACAGAGCCGCCCACAUACUCACCCCCGCCGGCCGGACGACCGUAUACAAGGCGUUCGUACGACCAGUCAUGGAGUAUGCGCCUCUUGUAUGGAUGGGAGCUGCGCAGAGUCACCUCCAGCGUCUGAACAAUGUUCAGCGCCGCGCGCUUCAUGCUAUCGGCCCUCGGGCACACCUACCCAGCCUGGCCAUCCGCCGCAUUGUUGCCUCGCUUGCCUGCCUGUACAAGCUGCACUACUUGCCUGGUCCUCCGCAGCUGCUCUCUGUGUUGCCACCGCGCCACAUCAUCUCUACCAACCCCAGAACUCGCAGCGAGCACGGUGCUGUCAGUGGCCAUGACCACCAGCUCCAACACCAGCUGCCUGCAUCUGCCCCGCUGGCACUGAAGCGAUUGGAACUCCCUCCCUGCCGCUCUCCUAGCCCAGCCUCCUCACAGCAAGAGAAUGCAAUCAUGCAAAACGAAUGUUUACCGCCAUCUUCGCAGCACAAACUGGCUCUGGGCAGUCGAUUCCCUAUGAAUAGUAUGACGCUAAGACAGUUUCUCCCCCACAAUCGCUCGUGUUAAGCCUUGGGUUUUUGCAUCUUUCUCACCUGUACAGCUCUAUCUUCUUCUUUUUUCAUUGUUUUUGGGGCGUGUUUUUGGCCGUGACGCCGAGACCUCAGGUCGGCAGAGUCAUCAAUGCCCCACCAUCACUGCUGCGUCUCGGUGCAGCGCCU